UGGAUCUGUUCUGUGCGGACAGUUCAACCGCAGAUUCAAAGUUACACAGUGACUAUAGAACAACAAAUGGUGCCUGUCAGGUUUAGUUGGGGCACGGAAGCUUCCUCUUAACUUCGCAGGGCAGUUUGGCACCGAGUCUUGCUAACAUUAAACAGCCCCGGAGUGUUUUUGUGUCCCUCGACGCUAGACUGGUUUGGGGGGAAGGCGAGGCUUCGGUUCACUUGCAGCCGUUUGGACCAUGUUCAAAAGGCUAAAGGCUCGGAAGCCUUCUGUGAAGAGGAGCCCAGGUCUGGUCCACGAUGAGCCGCCAGAGAACUUGUACUGCCGACCUCACUUUCUGCACCAGACUCCGAGAGAAACGAGCCUGGACCAAACGGUCAGACCGGUCAUAUUCCCUCCCAGAAACAAGAAGUUGCCGUGGAGUACGGGCUAUGCAGAGGUUGUAAACGCAGGCAAAAGUAUCUUCAAUGAAGAUCAAGCAACAUGUAAACAGCUCAUCCUCAAAAACAGAGUUAAUAUUGAUGAAGACUGGGUUUUUCUGUGCCCAAGUGAAGAACCACAAAACCAAGAGAUUAUGGCUACCUACUGGGGAUUAUUUGAUGGGCACGGUGGCCCUGUGGCUGCCAUCCAGGCAUCCAAACAUCUGCACCACUGCAUCAAGGAACAACUGGAGGAAAUCUUUAAUGUAAUCAGCAAACCUUCAACGAUCUCGCCCCCAAUCCACCUCAUGGAACACACAGGGAAUGAGAAUGAGAUGAGCUAUGCAAGGGAGAAAGAGAUCUGUAUUGAGAAUGUAGUGAGAGGAGCAGUGGAAGUCGCUUUCAAAAAAUGUGAUGAACUGAUUGGCCAGUACCAGAUAUCAGGUAAUGAAACCGGAGGAUGUACCGUCCUGGUGGUUCUUCACUUACAGGGCAAGCUCUACGUGGCCAGUGCUGGAGACAGCAGAGCAAUUGCAGUGCAGAAGAAUGAUGUUAUUCCACUCUCCAAUGAGUUCACAGCUGUCACUGAGAGGCAAAGGAUUCAGCAUCUGGCAUUCCUUAAGCCUGAGUUACUCGGUGAAGAGUUUUCAAGGUAUGAGUUUCCUCGCAGAGUGAAAAGAAGCGACAUUGGAAAGAAGAUAUUGUACAGGGACUACUUCAUGUCUGGCUGGGGAUAUAAAACUGCAGAAGAAGAUGACCUCAGAUACCCUCUUGUGCAUGGAGAUGGCAAACAGACUCGUGUGAUGGGGACUACCGUGGUUACACGUGGACUGGGAGACCAUAAGUUAAUGGUUUAUGACACGGAUCUCUGCAUAAAACCAUUUCUGUCUUGUAUUCCUGAGGUGACAGUUUUUGAUCUCGGACAACAUGAAUUUGGACAGAAGGAUGCUCUGAUAAUGGCCACUGAUGGAUUAUGGGAUGUCAUGUCUAAUAAAGAUGUAGCAGACAUCACAGAGAAAUUUUUAGAUGAACAGAAACAGGACCCUUGCAGGUACGCAAUGCUGGCCCAGUAUCUUGUACUUAAGGCAAGAGGUGUUCCGCACAGCAAUGACUGGAUUCUAGAAGAUGGCAGCUUUGCCUCACUUGAUGACAUAUCAGUAUUUGUGAUACCACUCUACCAUUUAGGAGGCACAGCAUAGCCUUCAACGUGAGAUCUAUGACAUCCUUGUGGGUGUUUCAAACUAACUUGAAGAUAUAUCAUUGGAGUUGAAAGGAGGGGAAAAAAAUCCUUCAACAUUCACCUGUGUACUCAUUUGCUUUCCUGAUAUCAACCUGAUCUGAUUCAUAAUUAGCACCAUGGCUCAUCUAUUGUUUUACUAGCUAAAGGUAAUGUGUACUGUUACUAAUUCAGAAAUACUCUUAACUGUACAUCUCAUGGCUUCUUGAUUCUCAUCCCAACCUGGUUCAUCAUGUCUAUUGUCUUCCUAACUGCAAUAUAGUGAAUGGGUAAUGUGGAAAUGUUAAAUGGUACUGAUGAGAAUUGUUAAUAGGAACACUGUCUGAUGUUUUUUCUUAAACCAUUCUAACUCACCAUGUGAAAAUUAUGGACAAAACUGGCCAAUUACCACUUCUCUGAAGUCACUGAAAACUAGUUCAACAACUUGUAUCAGUGGCCUGUAAAGCAAUGUGACUUGAGCUUUAUUAAUAGAGGCAAAUGUCAAUAUUUUAUCAUUUAAAAUUGCUGAACAGUUUAUAUAUGUACCUAGUUUUUUUUUAAAAACCUGGUGUUUCAACAGGGAGUCAAACAAUGAGAAAUAAAGCCAUGUUUGUACCUUUAGACCAAAUUUUCCAAUUGUCUGCCAGGGCAGAAAACCACAAAACCUAGUUUUAGCCAUUAUAGUUGACUGUUUCUGUUAUGCUGUCUCUGGAAAAGAAUAAAUAUGAUGCAGCAUUCUAUAAUCUAAUUUUCUAAUUUAGUGUACAAUUUAAUUUUGAUUAAUAUUUUUGGGACAAGCUGGAAUAUGAAUACCCCUGCAACUAUUCUCUGCCAAGAGUGAGCAAGCUGUUCCAACUGUUGAGAUGUAAUUGCACCCAAAAAGGACUAAGCACAAAAAUGAGAUUCUCACAGACUCUGUAGUUUUCUAUAAUUAGAUAAAGAAAAUUACAUCUAAUCUCAAGGUCUAGAUAAUCACAAAUUCUUAGACAGGAGUGCAUUAUACCUGAACAUAUCCAGCUUCAAGCAUCACAUUCUCUAUCAAUUUUACUAUAUUAACCAUUGUCUGAAAUAGGAUCCACAGCAACAAGACAAAUAGUUCCAGUAAUGUGAUGUUUAUGUUCCUGCAGUGGACUUUAAAAUGAGGUAGAUCAAGUAAUUUGAAGCAGUUAGCUUCAAGGUAAAAGAUGAAGGAUUACUAUUUAAAAUUAAAUAACCAAACACCGUUGGCAUGAAUUUGAUUAGAGAGAGGAAUAUCAAUCCAUGGUUUAAUUUUAAUGGCAACAAGGGUUGAAGGAUUAUUGCAAGGCAUUUAAUAAGGGCAGAAUAGAGCAGAACAACAAAGACCAUUUGUCCAAAUUAGUUCAAUAGCAGAAGGCAAUAGUGGUUGUAGUUAGAAGGCCAUUCAGUACUGAGACCUGCAGAACCCAACUUACUGUCUUUCAUUGUAUAUACUACUCAUUUAGACUCAAACAAUUAAGGCCACAGAUUUUUACAAACAGUUUACAUUCCUGAGGGCAGUAGCUCAACCAUACCAAUGGGGUGUUCACGGGGCAGAGAGGCAGCUGCUAGUCUUGGAGAAGCCUGAAGUCAUGCAUUUUCAGGGAAAAUGAGGCAAGGAGUAUUAAAUGGCAAGUGUGAAGUGCCAAAGGAGAGGAUAUUAGGGUAUGCACUGCAAAUAAUUCCUGAUGAUGGGCCAAAAUAGCCCCUAUGGUGUAUAUUUCUGAUCUAUAGCAGUGUAAAGUGCUUCUGUCCAUUUUGAAAUCUCAAAUUGGCCUUCAUUAUUUAUUUUCUUUUCAUUUCCCUUUGCUCUGUUCUUAUACCCAACUAUCUGGUUUACAUUUUUUUUAAUUUCACAUACCUUCACAGUACUGUGAGACAAAGAAAACAAAGAUUGAGAAAAGGGUAGACAAUGCUCAACAGGAAAUAAGUAAAGACAGUCUGCCUACUGUAAAAAAAAUAGAUGCUACAUACAAGAUCGUGGGAACAAAUUCAAAUGAAAUUGCAACAACCAGAGUAAGUUUGUGGAUGACACGAAGAUUGGAGGAGUUGUGGAUGGAGCUGUAGGUUGUCGUAGGUUACAAGAGGAUAGACAGGAUGCAGAGUUGGGCAGAAAAGUGGCAGAUGGAGUUCAAUCCAGAUAAGUGUGAGGUGAUGCAUUUUGGAAGGACAAAUCAGAAGGCUGAGUACAGGGUUAAUGGUCGGUUACUUACAGAGGGACCUUGGGUUCAAAUUCAUACAUCCCUCAAGGUCACUACACAGGUUGAUAGGUAGUUAAGAAGCCUAUGGGAUGCUAGGCUUCAUUAAUAGGGGGAUUGAAUUCGAGAGUAGAGCGGUCAUGUUGCAACCCUACAAAUCUCUGGUGAGACCACACUCAAGAGUAUUGUGUUCUGGUCACCUCAUUAUAGGAAGGAUGUGGAAGCUAUGGAGAGGGUGCAGAGGAGAUUUACCAGGAUGUUGCCUGGAUUGGAAAACAAGUCUUAUGAGGCAAGGUUAGCAGAGCUGGGACUUUUCUCUUUGGAGCAUAGAAGGAUGAGAGGGGACUUGAUAGAGGUCUACAAGAUUAUGGGAGGCAUAGAUAGGGUGGAUAGCCAGUACCUGUUUCCCAGGGCACGAAUAGCAAACACCAGAGGGCAUAUGUACGAAGUUAAGGGAGGGAAGUUUAGGGGCGACAUCAGGGGUAACUUUUUUUUUUUUUUUUUUACACAGAGGGUUGUGGGUGCCAGGAACGACUUGCCAGGGAUGGUGGUGGAGGCUAAAACAUUAGCGGUAUUUAACAGCCUCUUGGACAGGCACAUGAAUGAAAGAAAAAUAGAGGGUUACGGGGUAGUGUGGGUUUAGUACAUUUUUUUAAAGGAAUAUAUGGGUUGGCACAUCAAGGGCCGAAGGGCCUGUACUGUGCUGUAGUAUUCUAGUGUCUAGUGUCAUAGAUCUCCAAUGUUUCAAAGCAGAUAUCCAAAGGCAACAGUGACCAAUAUUACCAAAACCAACCCAAAUCUAUAUGUUAAGUAAAAAAUCCCAUUAUGGCUCCAUGUCAUGGUCUUUGUCUGAGAUAUGGGAAUUUUGCUAGACAGCCAACCUCCCAGGUAACCAUUUCUGCACCAGAUGCACCAAGCUGAAGCUCCCUCAAUUCCUGCAGCUGUGCUUGAAUGAACUUUGGCUCAUACAGGAAACCGGCAUAGUGAUAGAUAGCAGCUACAAAAGGACUGUCACCCCUAAGUUGCAGAAUGAUUGGUGACUGUCAAGCAGAGGAAGAGGAAUGGACAGUCAGUACAGAAUACCUCUGAAUAAGUAUACCACUUUGGAUAAUUUUUUUUUGCGGGGGGGGGGAGAAGAAAGAGAGAGAAACAACUUGCCGGGGAAGCUGCAGGUCUCUGGUGCUGUGGCUCAGAAAGGAAGGGGGUAAGAAGAGGGCUGCAGCAGUGAUAGAGAAUUCCAUAGUUGAAGUAGACACUUGAUUCUGUGGACAUGACAGAAACAUCCAAACAGUAUAUUGCCUCCCAAGAAUCAGAGUCAGGGACUUCACAGAUCAGGCCCGUGGCAUUCAAAAAUGGGGAAGGUGUGCGUCAGAAGUCUUGGUACUUAUUGGCACCAAAGAUAUAGGUAGGAAAACACAGGUAGGGGUAGAGGUCCCGAAAAGAGAAUUUUGGGAGCUAAGUAGAAAGUUGAAAAGCAAGACUUCCAGAAUAGUAAUCUUUGGAGUGCUGUCUGGGCCAUGCACCACUGAGGGUGAAUGCACGACUGAGGAAUUGGUGUAGGGGGCAGGAUUUCAGAUUUAUCGAUUAUUAGCAUCUCUUCUGGGGAAGGUAUGACCUGCACAAAAGUUAUACUUGAACCGGGAGGGGCAAGAUCCUUGCAGCAAAUUUGCUAGAACUGGUGGGGUGGGUUAAAUUAAUUUGGCAGGGGGAUGGGAAACAGUGAUAGGGCUGAGAACUGGACAGUUGGUAUACAAUCAGAGGCAAUGUGUAGAAGACUGUCAGGAAGGACAGGCAGAUGAUAGGGCAAAAUUGCAGUCAGUAGGAUCAGUUUCAAUGCGACAGGGCCGAAUACAGGAUAGAAGCUGUUAUAUUUGAAUGCACAAAGUAUAUAGAAUAAGGUACAUGAUCUUGCUCAGCAUUUAGAGAUUGGCAGGCAUGACAUUGUGGGCAUCACUGAGACGUGGCUGAACUAAGAUUAUAGUUGGGAACUUAACAUCCAAGGAUACAUAUAGUUUCAAAAGGACAGGCAGGUAGAUGGGGCAGCAUGGCUCAAUGCCGGAAAAACUUAAAUCAAAUCCUUAGAGGUGACAUAAAAUUGUAAGUAGAAUCAUUUGGGGUAGUUACAAAACUGCAAACGUAAACAGUUAGAUACAAGCCUCUGAACAGUAGCCAGGGUAUGAUCUACAACUUACAAUGAGAUAGAAAUGCAUGUCAAAAGGACAAUGUUAUGAUCGUCAUGGAUAGUCAAUAUAAAGGUAGAUUGGCAAAAUUCAGGUUGGUGCUGAUUUUGGAUCCCAGGAGAGAAUUUGUAGAAUGCAUUAGAGCAGUUUGUGGUUGAGCCCACUGGGGGAUCAGUUAUUCUAGAUUGCAUGUUGUGUAAUGAACCAGAUUUGAUCAGAGAGCUUAAGGGUAAAGGAACUCUUAGGAACAAGUAUCAUAUGUUAGGAUUCACCCUGAACUUUGAGAGGGAGAAGCCUCUCUUUAUUCCACUGUAAUUGGGAUACAGUGGAGUAAAAGGAAUUACAGCGGCAUGAGAGAGGAGAGAGUGCCCCCCCCCCCCCGUUGGUUGGAAAGGGAUACUAGCAGGGAUGAUGGCAGAACAGCAAUGGUUGGAGUUUCUGAGAAUAAUUAGGAAGGCAGUACGUCUUGAAGUAGUAAUCUAAAAGGCAUGAUGAUGUAACCAUGGUUGACAAAGUAAGUCAAAGCAAAACACGGCAUAUAAUAGAGUAAAAAUUAGUGGGAAGUUAAGAGGAUUGGGAAGCUUUUAAAAACCCAACAGAAGGCAACUAAAAGCCAUAAGGAGAGAAAAAUGAAAUAUGAAGGUAAGCUAGCCAGCAAUAUUAGAGGAUACCGGAAGUUUUUUUUCCCCAGAUAUAUAUAGACUAAGAGGCAAAUGUAGAUAUUGAACCACUGAAAAACGAUGCUGGAGAGCUAGUAGUGGGGGAGACAAGGAAAUGGUGGACAAAUUGAAUAAGCAUUUAAGAUAGAGGUUGAUAGAUUCUUCAUUCAGUCAGGGCAUGAAAGGUUACGGGGAGAAGGCAGGAAAAUUGCAUCAGUCCUCACAGUGCAAGACACUAGCAGUAUGCCAAAAGUUCAAGAAUAUUAGGGGAGAAAAGUGAGCAUAAUUGCUAAUACUAGGGAUUGUGGAGGCAUUAGUAAUGACCUGCCAAGAUCAAUAGAUUCUGGCAGGAGGACUGGAAAAUAGCAAAAGUUACUCCAUUCUUCAAGAUGGAGAAAGGUAGAAGAAAGGAAAAUAUAAGCCAGGUAGUGGUUGGGAAGAUGUUGGAGUUAAUUGUUAAGGAUGAGGUUUGUGGGAUACUUGGCACAUGAUAAAAUAGGCUGUAGUCAGCAUAGUUUCCUCAAGGGAAAAUCAUGAUUGACAAAUCUGCUGGAAUUUUUUAAAGAAAUAACAAGCAAAAUAGACAAAGGAGAAUGUGUUGAUUUUGUGUACUUGGACUUUCAGAAAGUUUUUGAUAAGAUGCCUCAUGAGGUUGCUUAGCAAGAUAAGAGCCCAUGGUAUUACAGGAAAGAUACUAGAAUGGAUAGAACUGUUGUUGAUUGGCAGGAAACUAAGAAUAGGAAUAAAGGGAGCCUUUUCUAAUUGGCUGCCAGUGACUAGUGGUGUUCCACAGUGGUCGGUACUGGGACUGCUUUUUACAUGUUUGUCAAUGAUUUGAAUGAUGGAAUUGAAGGCUUUGUGGCCAGGUUUGCAAACAAUACCAAGAUAGGUGGAGGGGCAGGUAGUGUUGAAGGGGGCAGGUAGUGUUGAAGGAAGCAGGAAGUCUGAAGGAGAACUUAAACAGAUUAGGAGAAUGGGAAAAGAGGUGGCAGAUGAAAUAUAGUAGCAGGAGGUCCAUGGUCAUAUACUUUGGUAGAAGAAAUAAAAGCAUAGACUAAACAGGAAUAAAAUUCAAAAAUCCAAGGUGCAAAGGGACUUUAGAGUUCUCAUGCAGGAGUUCCUAAACUUUGUAGGGCGAGUCAGUGGUGAGGAAGGUAAAUGCUAUAUUAGCAUUCAUUUUGGGAGAACUAAAAUAUAAAAACAAGGAUGUAAUGCCGAGGCUUUAGAUACCUCACCUGGAGUAUUGAGAGCAGAUUUGGCCGCCUUAUCCAAUGUUUUGACAUUGGAGGGGGUUCAAAGGAGGUUCGGAAAAUUAUUCCAGGAAUUAAAGAUUUAUCAUACAAGGAACGUUUGACGACUCUGGGUCUUUACUCGCUGGAACUUAGAAUAAUGGGGGGGGGGGCAGAUGUUGAAAGGGUGGAUGUAGAUAGAGUGGAUGUGGAGAAGAUGUUUCCUACAGACCAGUGGCUACAACCUCAGGACAGCAGGACAUCCAUUUAGGAUGAAGGGAAAUUCCUUGAGGCAAAGAGUGGCGAAUCUGUGGAAUUCAUUGCCGUAGGUGGCUUUGGAGGCCAGGUUACUGAGUGUAUUUAAGAUGGACGUUGAUAGAUUCUUCAUAAGUCAGGGCAUGAAAGGUUACGGGGAGAAGGCAGGAGAAUUGUGCUGAGGGGGAAAUAGAUCCGCCACGAUCAAGUGGCAGAGUAUAUCUGAUGGGCCGAAUAGCCUAAUUAUACAAUGUCUUGUGGUCCUAGGAAGAAGUGAGGUGGGGAAGAGAGAAUAUAAGUACCAUUAAAUAUCCACCGCAAGUGGAUAGCGUAUGUACUGCUUUGGUUUGACAUGGUCCACACAAGGUUAGGUUCCCAUUCUUGCCACUAGCCAGUUUAAAAUGGAUACUGGAUCAAGUAGAGUGUCAAUGGAUUAUGGCAUACUGCUGAAUUCACAGCGAGUACCCGGGGAAAAUACAAACACCUAGCAAUCUGUUUCCCAAAUUAAAAAAAAUUAUUUCCCUAUUUGUGUACACACCCCAUUUCUGGUACAGAGAUAAUGCACAGGCACUAAGGGGAACAAAAUUUAAAAUUUUUAAAAAAUGUACAAUUUGUUUCUAUUGUUUCAUAUCAAAUAUUUAUCUUAAUUAAAUGAAUUACAAUUAAAUACAAAAGAUCUGGAGAGAUGACAUCAAUACUGAAACUAAAUGUUUACCAGUUUAAUUUUACCAGUUACAGAGAAACAUUUUCAAGUGAGCCUUCUUUCAUCCAUAGACCAGCAUCAUACAGUUGUGGACUAUGUCAGCAUAUUUAUGUACUACAGUAGCUGCUCAUUAAUACUUGCAUGUACCAAAUUAACAAAGGCCCUUGGAUAUUCUUGAAUAUCCUUUGUAGCACAUAUUCUUGAGACAGAGUGGAAAGUGACCUAAUCCCCUACUAAUAACAAGGAAUCGGCAAGAACACCAGGAGGACGUCACCCAGCAAUUCUUUACUGUAUUUGGGAAGGCCAGGAUUCCCAGCUGACAACACAAAAUUAUAUCCAAUUGCACACUGCAUUGUGUGUUCAUGAUGCAAAAAAAAAUGUUCAUUUGGAACUGUAAGAUAUUAAAAGCAUGCAGGAAACAUGCAAAUUAGACUGCUACAGAAAGUUAGGGAACACAAUUAACUUUUAAAUACCUCUGAUAUUAAGUAGAGAACAGCUGUGCUGACCUUUAAGUAUGGCAUAUUGAUACUGAUUUAAUUACUACAGGUAAUAUAUUAAAUUUAGUAGAAAAAUAUGUGGAGUAAAACCUAAACCUAUUUUCCCCAGACAGUACCAAGGGCUAAUUGAAGAAGUCCUACUGGAUAUUAAAAUUUGCACUGAGAUAUGGAAAGGUAUCCCAGAAUAAUUCCCAAUCUGUGAAGAAAUUAUGUUUAAGGAGCAUGAUUAGCUCCCAUUUAGCCAAUGAAUGAUUCAACAGAUC
Molecule: messenger RNA, 9616 nt
Organism: Mobula hypostoma (lesser devil ray)
Lineage: Eukaryota; Metazoa; Chordata; Chondrichthyes; Myliobatiformes; Myliobatidae
Product: protein phosphatase 1M-like
Exons: 10
Coding region: 239-1618 (459 amino acids)
Biological process (GO): protein dephosphorylation
Molecular function (GO): protein serine/threonine phosphatase activity
Source: RefSeq, a predicted model, not a curated record